Megalops cyprinoides (Indo-Pacific tarpon) is the source of this 1551-nucleotide messenger RNA. It is a transcript of the gene scrt2, whose product is annotated as scratch family zinc finger 2. The record is from RefSeq and is a predicted model, not a curated record. Bases 523 to 1518 code for a protein of 331 amino acids. Gene Ontology annotation, biological process: regulation of DNA-templated transcription. NCBI's taxonomy places the organism in Eukaryota, Metazoa, Chordata, Actinopteri, Elopiformes, Megalopidae. The transcript has 2 exons. Gene Ontology annotation, molecular function: DNA-binding transcription factor activity, RNA polymerase II-specific; RNA polymerase II cis-regulatory region sequence-specific DNA binding.
GUCGGGGGUGGGGUGGGGGGUUCUGGCCGUAUCCCCCCCCCAUGUCUGUGUGUAGAUGCACAGACGGUUCAGUAGUAAUUUGAUGUGUGUCCCCAGGGACAUUUGAUGGAUUAAAGCUAAGCAGCUCCAUUUCGAAGCACCACCUGAUCUCAGUGCUUGUGCCCCAUAUAAAGGCGAGCGUGAUUGCUGAUCUCAGCUAGUCUGACAGUCUCUCUCUCUCUCCUCUCUCUCUCUCUCCUCUCUCUCUCUCUCUCUCUCUCUUUCUCUCCCUGUCCCUUUCGCCCGCUGCAUCAGAGGAGCUAUCCAGUGCUGAACAAGAUUUUUUUUUUUGAAAGACAAGGGAACCAUAGCACACAGCAUCGGUGUCAUCCUUUUUUUUUUCCCCGGUCGUCUUUUUUUUGGGGGGGUUUUGCCUUUAAGUUGCACAAGGAUUACCAUCAAUCUGAUUUUUUGUUUGUUUUUGUUCUGAGGUCUUUUUUUUACAUGUGUGCCUCUGAGGCUGGUCUUCUGAUCCGUUGAAACAUGCCCCGCUCGUUUUUGGUGAAGAAAAUUAAGCUUGAUGAUUUCUCGUCAUCUGCUGUGGCCGCCUCCAACCACCACCACCACCUGGAUGAAUCCUACACUUUUGCACGCUCCAUCACAGACUCUGUGACCAGCCUCGGCGUCCGGCUUAGCGAAAAUGGCUACAUCCAGGACUACAUCACGCCGUCGGUGUACCAGAGCGAGAAGAAGAUGGAGCUCAAGCUGGCGUCCGCGGUCUCCGAGCCCCUGUACUCUCAGGUGAGCAGCGGGGGGGAGGAGUACUGCGACCACGACAUGGAGCACCCGGACAGCCCCCAGUCCGGCAUGACGGCCAGCGGCUUCUUCAGCGGCGAGGCGGAGGCCCUGACCGAGGGCUACACCAUGGACGCCUUCUUCAUCUCCGAUGGGCGCUCGCGGAGGAAGGGCGAGGGCGAGGCCCGCGGGGGAGGGGGGCGGAGCAGCAGCAGCGGCAGCAGCGGCAGCAGCGGCGGCGCGGCAGCUGGCGGGACGAGGGAGGCGGCCGGGGCCGGAGCGCCACGGCACACCUGCAACGAGUGCGGCAAGACCUACGCCACCUCCUCCAACCUCAGCCGGCACAAGCAGACGCACCGAAGCCUGGACAGCAAGAUGGCGCGCAAGUGCCCCACCUGCGACAAGGUGUACGUGUCCAUGCCGGCGCUGGCCAUGCACAUCCUCACCCACGACCUCAAGCACAAGUGUGAUGUGUGCAGCAAGGCCUUCAGCCGGCCCUGGCUCCUGCAGGGCCACAUGCGCUCACACACGGGGGAGAAGCCCUUCGCCUGCGCCCACUGCGGGAAGGCCUUCGCCGACCGCUCCAACCUCCGCGCCCACAUGCAAACGCACUCUGCCUUCAAGCACUACCGAUGCAAGCGCUGCAAUAAGACCUUCGCCCUCAAGUCCUACCUGAACAAGCACUACGAGUCCGCCUGCUUCAAGGGCUCCGCGGAUGAGGACGACUCCGGCUCUGAGAACUAACCUGGGCGGGGAGAACAGAAUCCACCAACUCAC